Messenger RNA from Gossypium arboreum, 672 nucleotides. RefSeq lists its product as uncharacterized. The record is from RefSeq and is a predicted model, not a curated record. The coding region runs from base 1 to 672 and encodes 223 amino acids. The transcript has a single exon. NCBI's taxonomy places the organism in Eukaryota, Viridiplantae, Streptophyta, Magnoliopsida, Malvales, Malvaceae.
AUGGCUCAUCAUACUUGUAACCGGAUCCUUGGAUUAGAGGAUGAGUCCGGUCAAUGGGUCUCUGAUCCAGAGGAAUUGCUCAGGGUGGCUGUGAAAUAUUUUGGUGAUCUUUUUACAGCUUCUGCUUCAGGAGCUAAUGACAGGGUGCUUGAUCUUGUUGAGAAUAGGAUUCCAGAUGAGAUGAAUGAGAACCUUCUUAAACCUUUCACGAAGGAAGAUAUUUGGUGUGCGGUCAAAUCAAUGUCUCCCUUAAAGGCCUCAGGUAUUGAUGGUUAUCCCGUACUGUUUUAUCAAUGGUACUGGCAUAUUGUUAGUGAUGAUGUUUGUCAUUUUUGUUUGGAAGUUUUAAACGGGAGGAUUGUAAUGGAAGAAAUUAACAGAACUCACCUGGUUCUUAUUCCCAAAGUUGACAAGCCAAAAAACAUGGCCCAAUUCUGGCCCAUAAGCUUAUGUAAUGUCCUUUAUAAGAUCAUUGCAAAAGUUAUUGUGGAUCACAUGAGCCCUUUUUUGGGUUUCUGCAUUAACGAAGCCCAAGGAGCUUUUAUUUCGGGAAGGCAAAUAUCAGACAAUACUUUAAUUGCCUAUGAGGUUCUUCACACCUUGAAGAUGAAAAAGAAAGGCAAAAAAGGGAAUUUUGCUCUGAAACUCGAUCUUAGCAAAGCUUAUGAUUGA